GGCAAUAAAAAUAAAAAUAAUAAAAGCCAAAGAAGCCUUUUCAACUUUUCAAAAUGGCUUCUUUGCAAAAACUCACGAUUCUCGUCACCCUUAUUUCAUCAGUCCUCUGUUUCUUCUCCUCACAGAGCAUCAACGCUAACACAGAUUUCUUAACACAAGCUUGCAAAUCGACCACCGAAGAGCAGCUAUGUACAGACAUCCUUAAAAACGACAAACAAAUCACAGCAGCAGCAACAAAAGAAUUAGACCUUGGAUUGGCAAUCAUGAAAAAAAUUAUACCCCUAACAAAGACAACACAUGACUACACUUUGAAAAAAAAAGCGGAAAAUCCUGCGUAUGCCUCUUGUGAACAGGAAUGGCUCGAUAUGGUGUCUGGUUUCGAGAGGAUUCUAGAGCAUACGACGAAGAACAAAGGGUUUAUAGAAGACACAGAUGACUAUGACUUUCACAAUGUAGGUGAAGCUGCCGGAAGAUGUAAAACGAGCUUAGAGCAGAACAAGAUUGUAGAUCCCGAGAUCAAUAAAGCAGGGAAUACUGUAAUGACAUUAAUAGCUGCUGGAACCCAACCAUUGUCACAUUUAAAGCUUAUAAGCGAGGGUAAAAUUAAAUAAAAUUAUUCUCAUGAUGAGGAUGUGUGAUCCA
Molecule: messenger RNA, 642 nt
Organism: Lycium ferocissimum
Lineage: Eukaryota; Viridiplantae; Streptophyta; Magnoliopsida; Solanales; Solanaceae
Exons: 1
Coding region: 54-611 (185 amino acids)
Molecular function (GO): enzyme inhibitor activity
Source: RefSeq, a predicted model, not a curated record